This is a messenger RNA of Selaginella moellendorffii, 684 nucleotides long. Its product is annotated as calvin cycle protein CP12-1, chloroplastic. The transcript has a single exon. The record is from RefSeq and is a predicted model, not a curated record. Gene Ontology annotation, cellular component: chloroplast. The coding region runs from base 107 to 499 and encodes 130 amino acids. Lineage: Eukaryota; Viridiplantae; Streptophyta; Lycopodiopsida; Selaginellales; Selaginellaceae. Gene Ontology annotation, biological process: negative regulation of reductive pentose-phosphate cycle.
CUCCACGUGGCAGUGAUAUCUCUUCCUCCUUGCGUGGUGAUCGUUUGCCCUGGAGCUAGGGCUCUUGGGACAGAGAUCCUCGCAUCGAUCGAUAGCUCGUGCGCUCAUGGCGUCCAUCGCGAUUACAACGAUGGCGCUCCAGCAGCCCCAAUUCUUGCAGCAGCAGCAGCAGAUCUCCGCGAUUCCCAGGAGGAGCUCCUGCGCGGCGGCGCGAGGGGGAAUGGGGGGGAUUCGAUUGGUGUCGCGGAGGAGGAGGAUGGCGACGACGAUCGCGUGCGCGAGCCCGCUGGAGGGUAAGGUGGAGGAGAGCAUCAAGCAGGCGGAGGAGGUGUGCGCGGAGAAUCCAGCGUCGGCCGAGUGCGUGGUGGCGUGGGACGAGGUGGAGGAGGUGAGCGCCGCCGCGUCUCACCAGAGGGACAAGGACAAGGGCAAGGAUCCGCUGGAGGCGUUUUGCAAGGACAAUCCAGAGACGGAUGAGUGCCGGGUCUAUGACAAUUGAUCAAGGAGGAAGAUCGCUCGCUACUCUGGGAAUCUAAUCGCUCGCUCGCUCUCUUUCCAGAUAAGUAGAGAAUUCUAUAUGAUCUUCUUCCCUCCUCUUCUUCUUUCCUUCUUGGCUUGGGAAGAUCUCUCUCGGUGAAGAAUGUGUACAUUGUUUCAUCUUCAAUGGAUGGAUUGCUUUAGUAA